CAAAUGGCUGUUGCCUUUUGUACAGAACUGUAGAAGAUUGGAGUAUUCAUAAUGAAGACCCUAAGGAAAGUCAGUCCAUUCUUGCUCGGUCAUCUGCCUCGGUGAAUUAUUUAUUUAUAUACUCAAGGCAGUCCGGAAUUUGCUCCACAACUAAAAAUAUUUUGAUCAAAACCAUACACCGACUUGCAUCAGUGAUUACUUAAAACUUCUCUAUAACUGGGUGUGCCCUCUAGCAUUAUUCUAAUGGCUCACCUCCAACUAAUCCUCGAAGAAAAUGUCCAGUGUUUACAUGAUACUGCACUAUCUCUGCAGGAAAUYGAGUGGCUGAAGCCAUAUUUUCGAGGCUGAAAACCGAGGCAAAAAAAGUCCCCAAGGGGGUUAGGAGGGAAAUUGCUGCUUAGUCAGUCCCUAUCUGCGUUUGCCCACCCCAACGUGAGCUCUGCGAAACUAGGGGGAUUUCUUUAAAUAUUCUAAGCCCUUACCACCAGGCUACCCUAGGAGUUUGGUGAUUACUUUACAAUCCACAUAUACUCAGAAUCUAGAUAGGGUUGAAAUAUCUUUCUAGGAUGUCUCAAGAAGAAURGUUUCGUUACCUUCAAUUUUUUUCCUGCAGUUAGUCCACUUCUUCCCAACUGUUGCAGUCUGAUGUUUGCUAGAAAAUAUAACUUUGAAAAGUUAAUCUGUUGKGAUUUGCUUGUUCUUGCCUCAUGUUGUUGAUCRUAGCUGUAUGAGUUCCUGCGCAUGUUUUUCCUUUACACUUUUUUUAUUUUUUUGAGUAGUACACUUUUCUUUGAGUACUGAUAAUGCUGCAUCAGUUUCAAUCUCAUCAAAUAGGUAAUGAGGAUGCUUCAACCAUGCUGAACAAAAUCCAUCAAAAGCAAAAUUGUGUUUGCUGAUUUCUGAAUUGAAGAGAUACACAAAAAGCCUGUGGAACCACUUUUUAGCCCAAGGGAAAGCAACAAGCAUGAGGUUUUGACAUGAUUGUUCAGGAAAUGAAUUAUUCAUUGCCAAACAUUGGCGUGAGUUUGAAUAGGAACAAGAUUUGGUUGCACAUCAAGAUCGGACGGUGGAGAAUUUGGGAGGAAGCGUAAUUGGACUAUCAGUUCACUCAUAGUCAACAGUCUGUCAGCUUUUCCAGGAAGAAAAAGAAGCUCUAUUGACGAUUCUAUAAAACCAUACCUUUACUAACUUUCCCAUUUCUCUCCUGUUUCUCCACACUCAGUCAUGGCGAUUCUGAAGCUUUUUGCUCUCUGCAUUUCCUUCUUCUUAUUGAUUACAGCCCCCCCAGUACAAGGUGAUUCCUUAUAUUCUCCUUCUUCUUCUUCUUCUUCUUCUUCUUCUUCUUCUUCUUCUUUUUCUACUGAUGUUCAGCUGCUUUUGGGAAAAAUCAGAGCUUCACUUGAAGGUGACACUCAAAACUUGCUUUUGUCUUCAUGGAACUAUUCGUUGCCUGUGUGUCAAUGGAGGGGACUCAAAUGGGUCUUCUCCACUGGAACUCCUCUGCUCUGCAGCGAUUCUUCUUCUCCACAAUGGUCUAAUCUCACUCUGUUUAAAGACCCUUCUCUUCACGUUCUCUCUCUGCAGCUUCCUUCUGCUAAUCUCACUGGUUCACUUCCAAAGGAGCUUGGUGAGUUCACUAUGCUCCAAAGCCUCUACCUUAGCAUAAACUCCUUGACUGGAACCAUUCCCCUUGAACUUGGUUACAGCUCCUCUCUUUCUGACAUUGAUUUGAGUACCAAUCUGUUGGCCGGAGCUCUUCCGCCGUCGAUCUGGAAUCUGUGUGAAAAACUUGCUUCUGUCAGACUUCACGGAAAUUCAUUAUCUGGGUCUCUGCCGGAGCCUGCGUUGCCAAAUUCGACCUGUAAGAAUCUGGAGGCUUUGGAUUUGGGCGACAACCAGAUUUCAGGUACUUUCCCGGAGUUCAUAACUAGAUUUCAGGGUCUGAAAGUGCUUGAUCUCGGGAAAAAUAUGUUGUCUGGACAAAUCCCACAGAGUUUAGGCCAGUUAGAACUCGAGAAGUUAAACCUCUCAAACAAUAACUUCAGUGGAAUGUUGCCUGUUUUUGGUAACUCAAAGUUUGGCGUGGAGGCUUUCGAAGGCAACAGUCCCGGGCUUUGUGGGGUGCCUUUGAGAAGCUGUGCUGUGACUUCUCGGUUGAGUUCGGGCGCCAUUGCAGGCCUUGUUAUCGGCUUGAUGACUGGGACGGUGGUUUUGGCUUCAUUGCUGAUUGGGUAUAUGCAAAACAAGAAGAAGAAGAGUACGAGUGAGAGUGAAGAUGAGAUUGAGGAAGGAGAAGAUGAAGAAAAUGGUGGCGGCAUCGGUGGCACGGGUGGUGAGGGCAAGCUCGUUUUGUUUCAGGGUGGCGAGCAUUUGACAUUGGAUGAUGUCUUGAAUGCUACAGGGCAGGUUAUGGAGAAAACAAGCUAUGGCACUAUAUAUAAGGCAAAACUUGCCGACGGAGGUACCAUUGCUCUAAGACUGCUGAGGGAAGGGAGCUGCAAAGACAGAAAUUCUUGUUUGUCUGUGAUUAAACAGUUGGGAAAGAUUCGCCAUGAGAACUUGAUUCCAUUGAGAGCUUUCUAUCAGGGAAAGAGAGGAGAGAAGCUCCUCAUUUAUGACUAUCUGCCUAUCAGAACUUUAUAUCAUUUUCUUCACGAAUCUAGAGCAGGAAAACCGGUGYUGAACUGGGCUCGGAGGCACAAGAUUGCAUUAUGCAUCGCCCGGGGACUAGCCCAUCUGCACACAGGGUUUGAGGUUCCCAUUACACAUGGUAACGUGAGAUCAAAAAACGUGCUUGUGGAUGACUUCUUUGCAGCGAGGCUGACGGAGUUCGGGCUGGACAAGCUGAUGAUCCCAUCGGUCGCAGACGAGAUCGUGUCGGUAGCAAAGGCGGACGGGUACAAGGCGCCGGAGCUGCAGAGGAUGAAGAAAUGCAAUUCGAGAACAGAUGUGUAUGCAUUUGGAAUCCUGUUGCUGGAGAUACUGAUAGGGAAGAAGCCAGGGAAGAGUGGGAGGAGUGGAGAUCAUGAGUUUGUGGAUCUGCCAUCAAUGGUGAAAGUGGCAGUUUUGGAGGAGACAACAAUGGAGGUUUUUGAUGUGGAGGUUUUGAAAGGGAUAAGAAGUCCAAUGGAAGAUGGAGUGGUUCAGGCAUUGAAGCUGGCAAUGGGAUGCUGUGCUCCUGUGGCUUCAGUCAGACCCUCCAUGGAUGAAGUUGUGAAGCAGUUGGAAGAGAACAGACCAAGAAACAGAUCUGCUCUCUACAGCCCAACAGAAACAAGAAGUGAAAUAGGUACCCCAUUUUGAUCCCCUUUUUCUCUCUCUCUCUCUCAUUUCAUUAUAUUUUAUUUUAACAUGAACUUAAUUGUAAUACAUGCUGAUAGUGUUCAUUCAUAUGCUAGUAAGAGGAAAUUAUAUAAGU
Messenger RNA from Momordica charantia (bitter melon), 3418 nucleotides. It is a transcript of the gene TMKL1, whose product is annotated as transmembrane kinase-like 1. Gene Ontology annotation, biological process: protein phosphorylation. Gene Ontology annotation, molecular function: ATP binding; protein kinase activity; protein binding. The record is from RefSeq and is a predicted model, not a curated record. NCBI's taxonomy places the organism in Eukaryota, Viridiplantae, Streptophyta, Magnoliopsida, Cucurbitales, Cucurbitaceae.